Telopea speciosissima is the source of this 3306-nucleotide messenger RNA. RefSeq names its product dynamin-2A-like. The record is from RefSeq and is a predicted model, not a curated record. NCBI's taxonomy places the organism in Eukaryota, Viridiplantae, Streptophyta, Magnoliopsida, Proteales, Proteaceae. The transcript has 22 exons. Gene Ontology annotation, cellular component: membrane; cytoplasm; microtubule. Gene Ontology annotation, molecular function: microtubule binding; GTPase activity; GTP binding. The coding region runs from base 193 to 2937 and encodes 914 amino acids.
CUCGUCUCGUUAUCUCUCUUUCUUGUCUUCUUAAUCUUUAAAUUUGAUUCCUGAUCUGGAUCUAGUGCUCUCUCUGCCGAUUUUCUAGGGUUUUAGUGGUUCAAUCUUUGGUAAAUCUGAAUCAUACGGUGUUGAUUCGUUUUCUGAUUUUUCGAUCUCUGUGUUGCCUCGGUGGUUCUGGUCAGUGAAGCCAUGGAGGCGAUAGAGGAGUUAGUUCAGCUGUCCGAAUCGAUGCUGCAGGCUGGUGCUUUGCUUGCCGAUGAAGAUGUCGACGAAAACACACCAUCGAGGAGAACCUCUACUUUCCUCAAUGUCGUCGCCCUUGGUAAUGUUGGUGCUGGUAAAUCCGCGGUUUUGAACAGUUUAAUUGGACACCCUGUUCUGCCAACAGGUGAAAAUGGUGCAACCCGGGCUCCCAUCGGUAUUGAUCUGCAGAGGGAUAAUUCUUUGAGCACCAAAGCUAUCAUCUUGCAAAUUGAUAAUAAAUCUCAGCAAGUCUCUGCAAGUGCUCUUCGGCAUUCUCUACAAGAUAGGCUGAGCAAAGGUUCUUCUGGCAAGAGCCGUGAUGAAAUAUACUUAAAGCUACGUACUAGCACAGCUCCGCCAUUGAAAUUGAUCGAUUUACCUGGAUUGGAUCAACGGAUAAUGGAUGAUUCACUGAUCAGUGAGUAUGUGGAACACAAUGAUGCGAUUUUGCUAGUCAUUGUACCAGCUGCACAGGCACCUGAAAUUUCCUCAUCUCGUGCACUCAGGCUGGUUAAAGAAUAUGAUUCAGAAAGUACUAGAACCAUUGGUGUUAUCAGUAAAAUAGAUCAAGCUGCUACCGACCAGAAAGUCCUUGCUGCUGUUCAGGCCCUGUUAUUAAAUCAGGGACCCCGGAAUACAUCUGAUAUUCCAUGGGUUGCUUUAAUUGGCCAGUCCGUAUCUAUAGCUUCUGCACAGUCUGGAUCUGUUGGCUCUGAGAACUCUUUAGAAACUGCUUGGAGAGCUGAGAGUGAGAGUCUCAAAUCUAUUCUUACUGGAGCCCCUCAAAAUAAACUCGGCAGAGUAGCCUUAGUGGACACCCUUGCUCGCCAGAUUCGUAAGCGUAUGAAAAUCAGGCUACCUAACCUGCUCUCUGGGCUUCAGGGUAAGUCUCAAAUAGUUGAGGAUGAGUUAGCUAGGCUUGGUGAGCAAAUGGUUCAUAGUGCCGAAGGGACAAGAGCUAUUGCUUUGGAGCUUUGCCGUGAGUUUGAGGAUAAAUUUCUCCAGCAUAUUGCUACUGGUGAGGGUGGUGGCUGGAAAGUUGUUGCAAGCUUUGAGGGAAACUUCCCUAACAGGAUCAAGCAGCUUCCCUUGGACAGACAUUUUGACAUGAACAACGUGAAAAGGAUUGUGCUAGAAGCUGAUGGAUAUCAACCAUAUCUUAUAUCUCCGGAAAAAGGUUUACGAUCUUUAAUAAAGGGUGUCCUGGAGUUGGCAAAAGAACCGUCACGUUCCUGUGUUGAUGAGGUCCACCGGGUGCUAGUAGAUAUAGUUUCUGCUGCAGCGAAUGCUACACCAGGUCUUGGAAGAUAUCCCCCUUUCAAGCGAGAGGUUGUGGCAAUUGCAAGUGCUGCAUUGGAUGUGUUUAAGAAUGAGGCAAAGAAAAUGGUCGUUGCAUUAGUUGAUAUGGAGCGUGCUUUUGUUCCUCCACAACACUUCAUCCGUCUGGUGCAGAGGAGGAUGGAAAGGCAGCGACGUGAGGAAGACCAGAAGAACCGACCAUCAAAAAAAGGGCAAGAAGCUGAGCAAGCCAUACUAAACAGGGCAACUAGUCCCCAAACAGGAGCUCAACAAUCUGGAGGAAGCUUGAAAUCAAUGAAAGAUAAGCCCGAAAAACCAGAGAAGGAUGGACAAGAGACAUCAGCGUUGAAGACUGCUGGGCCUGGUGGGGAGAUAACAGCAGGGUUUUUAUUGAAGAAAAGUGCAAAAACUAAUGGCUGGAGCAGACGGUGGUUUGUUUUAAAUGAGAAAAGUGGCAAGCUUGGAUACACAAAAAAGCAAGAGGAGAGACAUUUUCGUGGUGUCAUUACGUUAGAGGAAUGUAAUAUAGAAGAGGCUUCAGAUGACGAAGAAUCUUCAUCAAAAAGUUCCAAGGAUAAAAAGUCCAAUGGACCAGAUAAAUCAGCUAGCCUUGUGUUCAAGAUAACUAGCAAGGUUCCAUAUAAGACUGUUUUGAAAGCUCACAAUGCUGUCUUAUUAAAGGCUGAGAACGCCGCAGAUAAGGUUGAGUGGGUGAACAAGAUAAGAAAUGUCAUCCAGCCCUCCAGGGGUCUGGGGAAGGGGGAUGGUCUACCCAUUCGGCAAAGUCUUUCUGAUGGUUCUCUUGAUACAAUGACUAGAAAACCGGCUGAUCCGGAAGAAGAGCUCCGAUGGAUGUCUCAGGAAGUACGUGGUUAUGUGGAAGCAGUUCUGAAUAGUCUGGCUGCCAAUGUUCCCAAAGCAGUAGUUCUUUGCCAAGUUGAGAAAGCAAAAGAAGACAUGCUUAAUCAAUUAUACAGCUCUAUCAGUGCACAAAGCACGGCAAGGAUUGAGGAACUGCUCCUGGAGGACCAGAAUGUGAAGCGUAGGAGGGAGCGCUAUCAGAAACAGUCCUCUCUUCUUUCAAAACUCACACGUCAGCUUAGUGUCCAUGACAAUCGAGCAGCUGCUGCCUCCAGCUGGUCCAGUGGUGGUGGAGCAGAGAGCAGCCCGAGAGCUGACGGUUCAGCAGGGGAUGACUGGAGAUCUGCAUUUGAUGCUGCGGCAAAUGGAAGAGUUGACCGUUCCAGUUCAUUCGGCAAUGGUCACAGCCGGCGGUACAGUGACCCAGCCCAGAAUGGUGAUGCGAGCUCAGGCUCAAACUCCAGCAGCCGUCGUACUCCGAAUCGGUUGCCGCCCCCACCACCACAGUCUAGUUCAGGAUAUAAAUAUUAAGACAGGUGACUUCUGAUCGGCUGUUGAGAUACCAUGCAUUCUUGGUGGGUAGGCCUCUGCAGCUUCCUACUUAUUACCAUCAGUCAUUUGAGCAAUAGUUUGGUUUUGAUCUGUUAAAGCAGCUGUAGAAGAAGGGUGGUGUUUGUUUGUACAUAAAGAUUGAUAUUUCUUGAAUACUUUACUCAUUUUUAUAAACCCAUUGGAUUUCAAGGUAUUACUUGAAAUCUGCUUAUCAUAUUCCUCCAUCGCUUAUCUUUUUUCCUUGUGGGGGUUUUUUCUAUAUAUUUUGUCCCUUGGAAGGUACGGUCUGGAUACUGCAAUGUAUUUGUUUGUAUCGAUCCUUGUUGAAGAGUGUCUUUUUUUCUCCUU